AUGGCUGGGGGUGUGUGGGGCCGGGCCCGGGGUGCCCCUGUAGGUGCCCUAAGUCUCACAGCUGUGGCUGAAGGGAUCCGAGCCAAUCAGGAGCGGAGCCUGGGGCCCCCUUCCACAGGCCCCCAACCUGCGCCCCAAGAGCUUGAAGCUGAGGCUGAGCCUACACCAUGGGCUCCAACCCCUGGCAGCGACGAGGAGUCCGGCUCCCCACAGCCGGCCCAGGCACCAGUCCCCGAGCGGCUCUGCCAGGUGAGCGCCCUGUCUCUGUCCUUGCGCCCUUCCUGGCAGAGUUCCUGGGAUGAUGGGGCCCUUGCCGACUUGGCACUGUACACGGCCGCCUGCUUGGAGGAGGCGGGCUUUGCUGGGACCCAGACCACAGCGCUCACCCUGUCCUCAGCCCUGGAGGCCCGAGGGCAGCGGCUGGAGGACCAGGUGCACGCCCUGGUACGUGGGCUGCUGGCGCAGGUGCCCAUCCUGGCCGAGGGCAGGCCCCGGCGGGCAGCGCUGCGAGUGCUGAGCGCGCUGGCCCUGGACCACGCUCAGGAUGUGGUGUGCGCACUGCUGCCUCGCUCCCUGCCUCCAGACCGGGCAGCGGCCGAACUCUGGCGCAGCCUGAGCCGGAACCAGCGCGUGAACGGGCAGGUGCUGGUCCAGCUGCUGCGGGCGCUGAAGGGGACACCGGGGCGGGAGCCGCAGGCGCUGGCGGCCACCCGCGCACUCGGGGAGAUGCUGACCGUGUCGGGCUGUGUAGGAGCCACACGGGGCUUCUACUCGUACCUGCUGCUUGCGCUGGUCACACAGCUACACGAGCUGGCCCAGGGGGUGCACUCCCCCGACUCCCCUAAGAUUUGGGCCCCGUCUCACCGAGGACCGCCGCACAGCCACGCCAGCUGCGCUGUGGAGGCCUUGAAGGCCCUGCUCACUGGGGACGGGGGCCGCAUGGUGGUCACGUGCAUGGAGCAGGCGGGCGGCUGGAGGAGGCUGGUGGGAGCCCACACCCACCUGGAGGGCGUCCUGCUGCUGGCCAGUGCCAUGGUGGCGCACGCCGACCACCACCUGCGAGGCCUCUUCGCCGAUCUGCUUCCCCGGCUGCGCAGCGCCUAUGCCCCGCAGCGGCUCACGGCCAUGGCCUUCUUCACCGGGCUGCUGCAGAGCCGGCCCACCGCACAGCUUCUCCGCGAGGAGGCCAUCCUGGAGCGGCUGCGCACCUGGCAGGGCGACCCGGAGCCCACAGUGCGCUGGCUGGGCCUGCUCGGCCUCGGCCACCUGGCGCUGAGUCGCAGGAAGGUGCGGCACGUGAGCACCUUGCUGCCCGCGCUCCUGGGCGCCCUGGGAGAGGGCGACGCACGGCUCGUGUGUGCAGCGCUGGGCGCGCUGCGGAAGCUCCUGCUGCGGCCACAGGCACCGGUGCAGCUCCUGAGCUCCGAGCUGGGGCCGCGCCUCCCUCCGCUGCUGGACGACGGCCGCGAGUCGGUGCGCGCCUCGGCCGCGGGGCUGCUGGGGACGCUGGUGCGGCGGGGCCGCGGCGGGCUCCGGCUGGGGCUCCGCGGUCCCCUGCGCAGGCUGGCGCUGAAGAGCCUGGUGCCGCUGCUGCUGCGCCUGCACGACCCCAGCCGGGACGCUGCCGAGAGCUCCGAGUGGACCCUGGCCCGCUGCGACCAGGCCUUGCGCUGGGGCCUGCUGGAGGAUGUGGUCACCGUGGCCCACUACGACAGCCCCGAGGCCCUGAGCCGCGUCUGCCAUCGCCUGGUUCAGAGACACCCGGACCACCUGCGCCAAUUCCUGAGCCAAACCCAGGGCUACCUGCGCAGCCCGCAGGACCCCCUGCGACGGGCGGCAGCUGUGCUCCUAGGCUUCCUUGCUCAUCACGCCAGCCCCAACCACCUGAGCCAGGACCUGCUGGACUCCCUGCUGCAGGACCUAGACCAGCUGCAGAGUGACCCGGUGCCCGCGGUGGCCGCUGCGGCGCACGUGUCCGCCCAGCAGGUGGCGAUGCUGGCCCGAGCGCCAGGCCCAGCGCGCAGCAGCCUCCUGCUCCGUCUAUUCCCGCGAGGGGCUCAGGCGGCCCGGCCCCCGCCCGUCUAUGCCGACAGCCCCUUCCAGCGCCGCAGCCUGGCCGACCGCUGGGGCUGCCCCUGAUCCGGGCCGCAGCCACACGAAAGG
Molecule: messenger RNA, 2163 nt
Organism: Ochotona curzoniae (black-lipped pika)
Lineage: Eukaryota; Metazoa; Chordata; Mammalia; Lagomorpha; Ochotonidae
Gene: MROH6
Product: maestro heat like repeat family member 6
Exons: 14
Coding region: 1-2139 (712 amino acids)
Cellular component (GO): cytoplasm
Source: RefSeq, a predicted model, not a curated record